GCGGCUCAGUGGCGGGCAGCAGCGCGGGGCUGCGGGAGCCGUGUCCCGGCCGGAUGCCGCCGCAGCAGGAGGGCGAGGCGGGCUACAUCAGCAAGCCGGUGCCGGGCGGCUGCGACGUGCCGCCCGUGCCGCCGCGCCGUGUCCGCAGCAGCAGCAGCCGGGCGGCGGGGCUGGGCGGCCGCUGCCGCGCCGGGGCUGGAGCCGGGGCCGGGGCUGGAGCCGAGCCGCGGCGCUGCAUCAAGUGCGUGCUGGUGGGGGACGGCGCCGUUGGCAAGACCAGCCUGGUGGUGAGCUAUACCACGAACGGCUACCCCACCGAGUACGUGCCCACCGCCUUCGACAACUUCUCCGCUGUUGUGUCUGUCGAUGGCAAACCAGUGAGACUUCAGCUCUGUGACACAGCUGGUCAGGAUGAAUUUGACAAGCUUAGACCCCUGUGCUACACCAACACGGACAUCUUCUUGCUGUGCUUCAGCGUUGUGAGUCCUUCUUCCUUCCAGAAUGUGAGCGAAAAGUGGGUUCCUGAAAUUCGAUGCCACUGUCCCAAAGCUCCCAUCAUUCUGGUUGGGACACAGUCAGACCUCCGAGAGGAUGUCAAAGUUCUCAUUGAACUGGACAAAUGCAAAGAAAAGCCUGUGGCAGAGGAGGCUGCAAAGCUUUGUGCUGAGGAGAUAAAAGCAGCAUCUUAUAUCGAAUGCUCAGCUUUGACUCAGAAAAAUCUGAAAGAAGUCUUCGACGCAGCCAUUGUCGCUGGCAUUCAGUACGCAGAUACCCAGCAACAACCAAAGAAAUCAAAGUGCAGGACUCCAGACAAAAUGAAAAACCUCUCCAAAUCCUGGUGGAAAAAAUACUGUUGUUUCGUAUAGUAAUUUUAAGGACCUGGUGAAAUCACACAGAAGCUAUAUUAGCUGAAGUCUCAUUCCAUAUUGUCCACUUGUAUAACAUAGGUACAUAAAAGUAUGUAUAUGUUGCUGUUGGAGAUCUCAGUUGUCCUUUUGAGGUGGAUGGCAGAAUGCUUAGGUAGAUGUUGCCAUUAAUGAGGUUAAGGAUAUUUAGCCCUCACCUCUCUGAUGUCUGAGUUUCCAGGGUAAUUUCUCAUCAAGGAACAAAUGCUCUACAUAUUUGUGAAGUUACAAGCUGUACAAAGAAUUUGACUUUUUGUAUUAUAAUGCAUACAAAAGAGGGAGGAGCAACAGAGGCCUUUGCUGAUAGGGCUGCUUAGAAGAAACAAGGGAAUAUAGAAACACAGCUCUAUAGAUAGACACUUUUUUUAAAUAACACUGUGCCUCCUUACUGACAUUUUAGCUUUAAAAACCUGCUCCUUCUCUUUCCCCUACCCCAUCUCUUCCUGCUCCAACCAUAUUUAGAUUAAUGUAAACGUUGGAUAAGAGAUGGACUACUCAAAUGCUAUUGUUUCAAAGGUUGUGCAUAUACCUCUAGUACAUUGUUAGGAAGUCUAAUAUGUUUAGCAGUUGACAUAAUUUUAUCUUUAUUGGCAGUCUCCUAAUUUGGAAAUUCUUUAUUUCUGUGCCCUCCUCCCCCUCUGCCUCCCUCCAUUUGUAAAGUAGAUUCCUGAUAAACACAAAAAAUGGGAUAGUAGCAGGUUCCUUUGUAUUUAUACAGACACUAUGAUAGUUCAUUUAUAUUAAUUGAAAGGAAUGCAAAUUAGUCUUAAAAAGGAUGCAAUGAAUCUCCAUACAGUACCACAUAAUGUAUCUGUUUCAAGGCUGGAAACAUGAAUUUUGGAAUAUCCCUCUUUUCCUUGCUGCCAGUUAAAUGAAAAGGCAGUUUAAUGGUACAACAAACUGGAUGCUGGGAAAUAGAUACUGCUUUGCCCUGAUUAUGGUGCUGUUCUGAACAAGUGAAUGUUUUGUUUCUGUUCAAAGAAAGCAGUUUUUAGAGGCUUGAUCUGGUCUGAGACUGCAUUCUUAAAAUUGGUAGCACCAGCCGGAGAGAUUUUACUGAUGACUCUUUCCUGGAUAACUGCAACAGAUUAAAGGGAAGUGUGUCCAGAAGGAUGAUUUGCCUAUUACAGCAUCAAAUGUGUGACACACAAAUCUGCUGAAUUCCAGUCUGCUUAGUCUGAGGAUCUGUGGAUUAAUUCAUUUUUUUGCACAAUUCAGUAUUUAACUCUUAGGCUGGUUUCUAAAAAGGGAAUUGGGAGACCUUUCGUUUGAAUUGUCUGAUUUCUUUACAGCCUUAAGGUGCUUUUUUUUUUUUUUCACUUCAAUACUCAACGAGCCGCUCAGGAUCGAGCUUCAUUUUUCCUUUUGGGAGUAGCAUUAACGUGAACUCAUUUUUAUCAUUUUCAAUUAAAUUGGAAUUUUAAAACAAGUUCUUAUUCAUCAUAACAAAAUGAAUGCAUGCUUUAAGAAACAUUGUGGAAGCCAUUUGAAUUGAUAAAGUUGGCUGCAAUUAACCUCCUGGCCUACUUAAAGAAAAUCACGUUAUGUAAAUACAUUCUGGGAUAUAUUGGCUUAAGUGCCAUGAUAUAUAUAUAUACACACACACACACACACACACGUUUUUUUCUUUGGUGAGGCAAAAUGAGUGCAGAGCACAUAGUGUUCCACAGCUGAAAACUUAGUUCAAAAUGAAGUGGAUACCUUUACUGAAGUACAUGGAGCCUUGUUCAAUAAAAAUACGUUGGCUUCUUCACUGUAGCAGCUUGGAAAAUCAGUCUCCAUAGCACAGAAACUGGAUGCAUUUAACUUGGUUGCAUCUGGUCCAUAAUGGCUAAAUUUCACAACCAGUGAACAUAACAGUUGAGCCUUUAGAUUCCACAGUCUAAUGCUAUGACAUUAUCUCAAAUAUAUGCAGUCAAACUGGCCAUUUGAAAAGGACAUAGCCAGGUUUUUCAUGUGUGUGUCCUUUUCUGUGAAAUGGACACAACUGAUUUUAAAACCUGGAUUUGGAGAGGUGGGGGAAGUUGAAAGUGAAAAGCACCCAUUGCACAAAUAACUGAAUUUGUUUCAUAUGAUCAUGAUGCUUUGUAUCCUGCCAUACCGGAAGCAGUAGGUUGUAUUUUAUAAGCAGCCUGUUUCAUAGUUGGGAAUAGCAUUACCUUUAAAUGUACCCAGCUGUGAUUGUUCCUGAAAAAUGUGACUUGUUAUAGCCCUUUACUAGGUGUAUGUGAACUAAGGUCUAAUAACUUUAUGAAUACUGCUCUACAUGGGGCUACACAAGGUCUAGAUUUAGAAAUGUUACUUGUAAAAUACUGAUGAUUUUAAAAGCUCAAGGGAGGGAAGAUGUCUCCGUGUAGUCUAUAAUCUGAGGUGCCUUACGAAAUUGUCUUCUGUUUCCUAAAUGUAGGCUCUAUUGCAACAAAAAAAAAAAGGAAAGGAAACCAUUUCAUGCAAGAAUGAUAUAAAUUAAGUAUUUGGAAAUAAAUUCUGAUAUGUGUAUUUGUCUGCCCAUGGGAUCAACCAUUUUAUACUGGACACCUCUGCCUUUCACAGCUUUGUCUUAUGUAACACCCAGUCAGUCCUGGGCUCCAUAACAUAGCCUGAGGGGGACACUUCAUAGAUUUAAUGUCAAGUACUUGAGCGGUGGUUAGCAAAUAAUAACCUGGCUUACUUUCUUUUUAAUGUAUUGAGUCAGAGAUGAGGCUGAACAAGAACUCUGGUUCUCUACCCUCUUCCUCCUUGGAGCACUGUGCAUGUUAGAUGUUAGUUACCAUUCUUGGUUUCCCUCAGGGCAGAUUUGUGCCAUAUCUGCAAUGCUCCCAAGUCUACCAUGGAGAAACAAGCCCCACUUCCUGCUGCUGUCCAGGUGCAGCACAGUGAAAAAAAUGUUGCGUUGUUACUGUUAGAACAGCGUUGGGUACACAUAGUGCCACUCCCAGGAGCACACCGAAGACUGAACUCCUGAGGGUGUGAUUCUGAGGGCAUGAGCCAAAAAACCAGCGGGUGCUGAGUGGGAGCAAGUGGGCAGGCCUUGCUUCUCAGCAGCAGUCUCAGGACUGCUGUGGAGGUGAUAUAGACAUGGCCCGUUGGGGCCCUAAACUGGAACACUAAGUCCUGGUGGAUCUGUAUUUUUAAACUUGAUCCCAUUCCUACAGCUCAGGGUUUUCCCCAGCGUGAAAUCUGAUCCUUUGCAAAUAGAGCAAAGGCCAGAUUGACUUCCUCGUUUCACUUUGCACGUGGUGAUCAGGUACACUGCUACUAGCUCUCCUUCGUUAACAAUGAUACCUAUCAUUUACAGUGUUCUUCAUCUUCAAAGCUCUUUACAGAUAUUAACUAAUAGUUGCACGAUCUUGCACGUGAUCAAAUAAGUACGAUCUCUUCUGUUUCUACACUGCUUAGUUGGCAGAGAGAUGAAGUUAUUUGGCGUAAGAAUGUGCUCUUUUACUGUUGUAUAUUGUGCAAGGAUCCUGCAUCAGGGAGUAAAAUCCCAGUGCUUGGCCCUGUACUGGUGUACAAUAAAAAUCGAGUGUUCACCCUAA
Alligator mississippiensis (American alligator) is the source of this 4444-nucleotide messenger RNA. RefSeq names its product ras homolog family member U (gene RHOU). Lineage: Eukaryota; Metazoa; Chordata; Crocodylia; Alligatoridae. Bases 54 to 866 code for a protein of 270 amino acids. The record is from RefSeq and is a predicted model, not a curated record. The transcript has 3 exons. Gene Ontology annotation, molecular function: GTPase activity; GTP binding. Gene Ontology annotation, biological process: small GTPase-mediated signal transduction.